Messenger RNA from Eublepharis macularius, 5428 nucleotides. It is a transcript of the gene SP3, whose product is annotated as Sp3 transcription factor. The coding region runs from base 1723 to 4041 and encodes 772 amino acids. Gene Ontology annotation, biological process: regulation of transcription by RNA polymerase II. NCBI's taxonomy places the organism in Eukaryota, Metazoa, Chordata, Lepidosauria, Squamata, Eublepharidae. The record is from RefSeq and is a predicted model, not a curated record. Gene Ontology annotation, molecular function: DNA-binding transcription factor activity, RNA polymerase II-specific; RNA polymerase II cis-regulatory region sequence-specific DNA binding. The transcript is spliced from 7 exons.
UGAAAAAACAUUUCUCUAGCUGCUUGCAUAUGCAAUUUUGAUACUAACUGCUCUUUAAAUGACAAGUGCUUAAGGAUUAGAGCCUGAUCCACCAGAAUCAAUGGAAAUUUCUUCAUUGAUGUCAGCGGGAGGUGGAAUUACUUUCUCAGGGAACAAUCCAGAACCAUUAAAAUUGAUGGUAGUUUUUUGCCACUGACUUUUAAAGGAUGUGGAUUGUAUUAAUCUCACCUCUUCCAACAAUAAAUGCUUUGUGGACUCAUAAUAAACAAUAUGAAUUUUUUUUUAAAGUGGCAGUGGGAGAAUAUUUGCAAUUUGGAAAUAAAUGCCAUUUUAGUCAUGGGACUUACUCCCAGGAUAGUGUUUAUCCAUUUUAAUAUAGGCCCUACUUUACUGCAUUUACCAAACAUCAGGUUGUGUGUUCUGACUCAAUACACAGAAUUAUAUAUAAACAUAUAACCUACAGCCAAAUUAUGGGAAUGAGCACUGGAGGAUAUUUUUGACCUCUAUGUAGAACCAGACUGUCAGAACAUUUUAAUCGCUUUUGGGGGAUGGCAAAAAAGUUGAAGGUUACAAAUGGCACUUUUCAGAGAGAAGGCAGGCAGUUUUUGUUUGGCAGCUCGGGGCACUUAACCAUGCCUCAGAGGAAGCCUGAAGUGGGCCAAGGGCGUGAUCGUGGGCAUUUUAAAUGGCAGUGAUACAUAUAAAUUGUAUAAAAAUAAAACAUAUAUGAAUAAAAUCUAUAAAUACAAAUAAAGUAUUUUUAUUUAUAAGUAAAAUAUAAAUAUAUUUAAAAAUAAAUAAAAGCUCAGCCUUCUGGCUUCUCCUCGCCGAGAGACCCACUUUCACAAACACUGAGUGACAGCUGGAACUGUUCAAACCCUUGCUGAGAUCUUUCGGCCUCUGGCAGAGCUUGGGAAAAGGAGAGCCCGGCCUGUCUCCGCAGGGAAGGAGGCGCUGCUUUUGGCAAGAGGCGGCGGCCAAGUUCGAGCGGCGCCCUCCUCAACGUCCACCAAGCCCCUCUGCGGGAAAGGGGGGAGAGAACGAGGCGAAACCAGCCGCCUCAGGAACUCGGAGCUCUCCCACCCCGUCCCGGCGAGCGGAUGGCCAGCCAAGGCCUGGCUCUUUCCCCGGGGCCGAGGCGGGCCUGCUUCAUUGUUUCUCACACAAACCCUGGCAAACAGGAAGCCACCUCGGCAAGAGAGCGCAAGAGGGAGGGGGCCACGCAGCCGGUGAGCGACAAGCCCGGUGGCCACUGAGAGCCCAGGCCGCCGCGCGCCGCAGCCAAUGAGCUGGCCGGAGCGCGCGGGAAGGCGGGAGUUCCGGGCGGGCAGGCAGGCUGGCUGGCGGGCGGGAGGAGGUGGCGGUGGUGUCGGCAGGGCCCCUCUCCCGCGGCAAGCCCCACCUUUCGGCUCCCUCGCACCGUCAAUCAAAACAGGGGGGGAAAACCCCGGAGCGGGCUCCGGCCGCCGCCGCCAACCUCACCUCCAACCUCCGCGCGCACCAUAAGCAUGUCCCCAGCGGCGGCGGCCGCCUAGCCCCACUAGCGGCGGCGGCGGCGGCGGCGAGCGGGGCCUGCGCGCGCCAGCGAGAGAGCCUGCCAGCGAGCGAGAGAGAGCGAGCGAGCGCGAGAGCCUCCUUCCUCCCCUCCCUCCCCCCUUCCUCCCCGCCAGCCAGCCAAGUCGGCAGAAGCUCCGGCGGCUGCUCGCUCGCUCCCUCACAGCCAUGACCGCGCCCGAGAAGCCCGUGAAACAAGAGGAAAUGGCGGCCCUGGACGUGGACAGCGGCACCCACGGGGAGUACCUGCAGCACGGCAACGGCGCCUCGGCCGCCGCUCCGGCCGACGCCUCUGACGAGGCCGGCACCCCCCAGGACACCCAGCCGUCGCCGCUGGCCUUGCUGGCGGCUACCUGCAGCAAGAUCGGGCCGCCGUCGCCGGAGGAGGACGAGGACGACGACGAGGGCUCUCCCUCUGCCGGAGCGACAGGAGAUUUGGCCUCUGUACAGUUAGCAGGAACACCAAAUAGAUGGGAAGUGUUGUCUGCUACGCCUACCACCAUCAAAGAUGAAGCUGGCAAUAUAGUACAGAUCCCAGGGGCUGCCACCGUAACUUCGAGUGGGCAAUACGUUCUUCCCCUUCAGAGUCUGCAGAACCAACAGAUAUUUUCUGUUGCACCUGGGUCGGAUUCAUCCAAUGGUACCGUCUCUAAUGUCCAAUAUCAAGUAAUACCCCAGAUUCAGACAGCUGAUGGUCAGCAGGUUCAACUCGGUUUUGCAGCCUCUUCUGACAAUGGUAGUGUAAAUCAAGAAACCGGUCAAAUUCAAAUCAUUCCUGGCUCCAAUCCAACCAUUAUUGCCUCUGGAACAUCUUCUAGUAAUAUUCAGAAUAUUUUAUCACAGACUGGCCAAGUCCAGGGGGUGACAAUUGGAGGUUCAUCAUUUCCAGGGCAAGCACAGGUCGUUGCUAAUGUCCCUCUUGGUCUGCCAGGAAAUAUCGCUUUUGUUCCCAUCAAUAGUGUUGAUCUAGAUUCUCUGGGACUGAGUGGUUCUCAAACCAUGACUGCAGGCAUUAAUGCCGAUGGACACUUGAUAAGUACUGCACAGGCAAUGGAUAGUUCAGACACUUCUGAUAGGACUGCUGAACAGGUUUCACCUGAAAUGACAGAAACCACCACUGAUACAGACUUAUUUGUGCCAACAUCGUCAUCUUCACAACUGCCUGUUACCAUAGACAGUAGUAGUAUAUUGGAACAAAAUGCAAACAGCUUGCCCACCACUAGUGGGCAGGUACACAGUUCUGAUCUUCAGGGAAAUUACAUCCAAGCAUCUGUUUCGGAUGAGGCGCAGGCUCAGAACAUUCAGGUCUCUACAGCACAGCCUAUUGUACAACAUAUACAGCUUCAAGAGUCUCAGCAAACGACCAGUCAAGCCCAAAUUGUACAAGGUAUUGCGCAGCAGACAAUCCAUGGCGUGCAAGCCAGCCAAGGUAUAUCACAGCAGGCGUUGCAGAAUCUUCAACUUCAGUUGAACCCUGGAACAUUUUUAAUCCAGGCACAAACAGUGACCCCUUCUGGGCAGAUAACUUGGCAGACGUUCCAAGUGCAAGGAGUCCAGAACUUGCAGAACUUGCAGCUACAGAAUGCUCCUGGCCAACAGAUAACUUUGACACCUGUGCAGACACUCACUCUUGGUCAAGUUGCAGCAGGUGGGGCUUUGACUUCGACUCCUGUUAGUUUAAGUACUGCUCAGUUGCCAAAUCUACAGACCGUUACAAUAAAUUCCAUAGACUCUGGUGGCAUUCAGCUGCACCCUGGAGAAAACGCAGACAGUCCUGCAGAUAUUAGGAUUAAAGAAGAGGAGCCUGAUCCUGAAGAGUGGCAGCUUGCUGGUGAUUCGACACUGAAUACCAAUGAUCUGACGCAUUUGCGAGUACAGGUGGUAGAUGAAGAAGGGGACCAGCCACACCAAGAAGGGAAAAGAUUGCGAAGAGUUGCUUGCACCUGUCCUAAUUGUAAAGAAGGUGGUGGAAGAGGCACUAAUUUGGGGAAAAAGAAACAGCACAUCUGUCACAUACCAGGUUGUGGAAAAGUGUACGGAAAGACAUCUCACCUGAGAGCUCACCUCCGCUGGCAUUCUGGAGAGCGUCCAUUUAUUUGCACUUGGAUGUUCUGUGGCAAAAGGUUUACCCGCAGUGAUGAAUUACAGCGACACAGGAGAACGCAUACAGGGGAGAAGAAAUUUGUCUGCCCGGAAUGUUCAAAACGCUUCAUGAGAAGUGACCAUCUUGCCAAACACAUUAAAACGCAUCAAAAUAAAAAAGCUAUUCAUGCCAGCAGUACAGUGUUGGCAUCGGUAGAAGCAACACCAGAGGAUACUUUGAUUACUGCAGGUGGAACAACACUUAUCCUUGCUAAUAUUCAACAAGGUUCUGUUUCAGGGAUAGGAACUGUCAAUACAUCUGGCACCAGCAAUCAAGAUAUUCUUACCAACGCUGAAAUACCUUUACAGCUUGUUACUGUUUCUGGAAAUGAGACAAUGGAAUAAAUAUUACACAAGAUACCUAUUAAUUGUGGUUAUUUUUAUACAGUAGUGAGAAAAAUAUUGUUCCUAAGUUCUUAGAUAUCUUUUUAUUGAUGUGCAAAAAUUUUUGGAUUGACAGUAACUUGGUUAUACACGACACUGAAAUGCCUUACUUUGUAUGAUAUUCCAUAGUAUAUUAAAAUGGUAAAAUUGCAUGGGUUUUGUAGGUACUUUUGGAAUCUAGAAGAGAUUAAAUUUUACCAACUUGUAUAAAAAAAUUUAACGAUGGAAAUGGUAGUCUAAUCAAAUGCAUCAAUCCUUUGUGGUUUAGUGUAAAAAUGAGAACAUGUUGGUAUUUAUCUAUUGUAAGAUAAAAGUUGAUUGGUGAAAAGAAAUCAUGUUAUGAUAAGAGAAAUUUUGUAAUUUUCUUGAUGACUGGAAUUUUUAUUAUGCAUAACUGACAAAUCAAGUUUCCAAGCAAAUGUUACAUAGUGUAGGCUUUACUUAGCUCAUCAAGUUGUCAUUUUGAAGCUAAUUAUUUUAAUUAGGUUAACUAUGUACAAUAUUUUAAGCAUUACUCUUGUAAGAUUUUGAAAAUUACAUUUUAACAUGGAACUCUAGGGAUAGUCACCUUUUAAAUCCUGUUGAAAAGCCAUGUUUAAGGUUUAAUUUUGCCAAAAUAAUGUCUUGUUAAUAUACUUUCAAUAACCAAUUUGGGCAAUAUAACCAAUGCUUAAAAAUAUUCAGAGGCUUAGAGAAACAGGUUGCAACAUUUUGGGUGGUGAAACAGAUAUUAAGAAAGAUCCCUUUUCUUGACUAUUGGAGGACCAAAAACCAAGGGAUGUUCAUUUCAGCAAUGGUUUUAUCUAAUCGUCUCCAAAAAUACCUGUCUGUCAGGGCCUUAAAAGCCAUCAUGUAAAUUACCAAUAAAACAUAUGCAAAUGAUGGAAAACCAGUUCCAUAGGGACAGUACUUCAAACCACGUUAAUAUUAGUCAUAGAAAAUUAAGUUUUUCAAGGCUUUCUUCUGUUAUUCUUUUGGUUAGUUGAUCUGCAUUUAAAUGUCCACAUCUUUCCUUUAUGCUUUUCCCCCUUAAAUUGUAUGUAUCCAGUACAUUUAACUGAUAAACAUAUAUGUUUUUUUAUUAAGCUGAAUUCUUUUUUAUUUUUAAUUACCGUUUAUAUUUGCAGUUAUAGAAAAAUGUACAAACUUAAUUUGCAUAGCCGGUCUGUAAGUGCUAUAUCAUUUUACAAAAAAAGUACAAUAAUUACAGCAGUUCACUUAUUUACAAACAUUUGGAAAUCUGUUCAUUUCUUAAAACCACCUCAAAUUUAAAGGCUACCUUAUUGUACGUUUAAAGUGUAUUAUAACAGUGUGGUAGUUAAUAAAACACUAUUUUUUUUCCUUUUGA